Messenger RNA from Guyanagaster necrorhizus, 639 nucleotides. RefSeq lists its product as uncharacterized. The transcript has 2 exons. Lineage: Eukaryota; Fungi; Basidiomycota; Agaricomycetes; Agaricales; Physalacriaceae. The coding region runs from base 1 to 639 and encodes 212 amino acids. The record is from RefSeq and is a predicted model, not a curated record.
AUGCCUUCAAGAUCUAUUAGCCCCAGCCUAGACCCACAACAGCCGCAAGCCGCCUCCAGUCGCUCAAGGAAUGAUGCCUCAGGAUCUUCACAUUCGCCCACUGGAUGUGUCUCAUCUACUAAGGAUCCUUCUUCGACGCAGCGUUCAUUACCGAAACCACCCAGGCGUUAUUCGGAAGGUGAAGAUCCAGCUCCUGAUCCAUCAUCCUUAGGCUCUCCAAGAGACCGAAAAGAUUCUGGUGCUUCAGUAUUUCGAAGACGUUCAGAUGGUGAUCAGGUACCUUCUCACGCGGUCUUCAAUCCUAUCAGGUUGUCCUCAAACGCUGGUGCCUCACGGUCGGUACGUUGGAAUCAGAACCUUAUAUGCCCCUCCCCGAUCUGGCCUGAACAGCGUCGGAAGGGAUGGUUUAAUCGACGAGGGGAUCAACUGUGGACGAAUACUGGCACGUACAAAGCGCCCGAACCUGGUGACGAGUUCCCCCUUGAUCUGGACGGAUAUCCGGAGCCUGGUCAGGGCUGGAUGAAUGAAGAUGGUGUGCGUAUUGACGUGAUGCAUCGUCUCGUUCCUAAGGCACCCCUUCGGUCGGCUCUCAAGCCAAACACACGAAGCCAGCUUUCGCAGUCAGCAAUGAGUCUCUGA